This is a messenger RNA of Clunio marinus, 5138 nucleotides long. The record is from the annotation of a GenBank genome assembly. NCBI's taxonomy places the organism in Eukaryota, Metazoa, Arthropoda, Insecta, Diptera, Chironomidae.
AUUCUUGAUGCCAGUACAAAAAUGAAGUCAAUGCAAUUUUUGUCGGCAAAAAUUAUCAUUUUAAUAGCAUUUAUUGGACAUGCUCCAAUUUUAACAUCAGGUCAUCUAAUGGCUGGACUCUACUGUGGCGAGGAAAAUUGUUAUGAUGUUCUUAAUGUAACCAGAGACUCCACCAAAGGAGAGAUCUCAAAGAACUAUCGAGGCUAUGCUAGAAUUUAUCAUCCUGAUAACCGGGAAACUGGUGAUGAACAAGAAUUCAAGAAAAUAGCGAAUGCCUAUGAAAUUUUGAAAGAUGAUGAAGCUAGAAAGGAUUAUGAUUACAUGCUUGACCAUCCAGAAGCUUAUUAUCAGAAUUACUAUAGAUAUUAUCGACGUAAAGGUCCUAAAGUUGAUAUAAGACUUGUUCUCUUCUCAACGAUUUCUGUCAUUUCGCUGAUUCAGUAUUUCGUAAGAAAGUCAAGAUAUCAAGAAGCAGUCAACUAUUUUGUAACGGUUCCUAAAUACAGAAAUAAAGCACUUGAAAUGAUUGCUAGUGACAAGUCAUUACAAGAUUCAAAGAAAGAGGGGAGAAAAAACAGAAUGUCAAAACAAGAGUUGAAAGAAUAUCAAGAGAAGCAAAUUAGAGAAAUAAUAGAGGAGAAAAUGGAUAUCAAAGGUUCUUAUAGUAAACCUUCCGUUAUCGAUAUUCUUUGGAUUCAGCUUAUAAUAUCUCCUUACACAAUCUCAAAAUAUAUUAUUUGGUAUGCACGUUGGAUUAUUAAUUUCAAUCUCUUAGGGAAACCAUAUGGCAUGGAAGAAAAGAUGUAUUUGUUGAGAAAGAAUUUCGGAUUAGUGGAUCUUUCAAGUAUGGAACAAGAAGAAUUGUUCAUUCGAAAAUUGCGACAAUGCUGUGUGUCUUUUGACUUUAUGGAUCCGGUUUCGGAUCUUAAAGGAAAAGAAAUAAAACGAGCCGCUCUAAAUGACUUAUCGGCAUACAUCACACAUGGACGUGGUGUGCUAACAGAGGCAGUCUAUCCAGAAAUUAUAAGAAUGAUUUCUGUUAACUUGUUUCGAACGUUACCGCCAAGCGAAAAUCCUGAUUUUGAUCCCGAGGAAGACGAUCCAACACUUGAAGCAUCCUGGCCUCAUCUCCAAUUAGUUUAUGAAGUGUUUUUACGCUUCCUGGAAUCAUCUGACUUUCAAGCGACUAUCGGAAAGAAAGUGAUUGACCAAAAAUUUGUUCUUCAAUUGCUCGAACUGUUUGACUCAGAAGAUCCACGCGAACGUGACUUUCUUAAAACUGUUCUUCAUCGUAUUUAUGGAAAAUUUUUGGGACUACGCGCCUUUAUACGAAAACAAAUCAACAAUAUUUUCCUGCGUUUCAUCUAUGAAACCGAACAUUUCAACGGUGUUGGUGAAUUGCUGGAGAUUUUGGGGAGCAUCAUUAAUGGAUUUGCAUUGCCAUUAAAAGCCGAACAUAAACAGUUUCUAGUGAAAGUCCUAUUGCCAUUGCAUAAAGUCAAAUGCUUAUCGCUGUAUCAUGCUCAGUUAGCAUAUUGUGUCGUUCAAUUUCUUGAAAAAGAUGCAUCACUGACCGAGCCAGUUGUACGUGGUCUACUUAAAUACUGGCCAAAGACGUGCUCGCAGAAAGAAGCAAUGUUUUUAGGUGAAAUUGAAGAAAUUCUUGACGUGAUUGAGCCGCCACAAUUUGUUAAAAUUCAAGAGCCGUUGUUCAGACAGAUUGCAAAAUGUGUUUCAAGUCCACAUUUUCAGGUGGCCGAACGUGCACUUUAUUUCUGGAAUAAUGAAUAUGCGAUGUCGUUAAUAGAAGACAACAACGCUGUCAUAAUGCCGAUUAUGUUUCCAGCUCUGUAUCGUAUUAGCAAAGAGCAUUGGAAUCAAACGAUUGUCGCUUUGGUUUAUAAUGUGUUAAAAACAUUCAUGGAGAUGAAUUCAAAAUUAUUUGAUGAGUUGACAGCAAGCUACAAAGCUGAAAGGCAAAAAGAGAAAAAGCGAGAACGUGAACGCGAAGAGUUGUGGAAGCGUCUUCAUGAACUGGAGAUUCAGAAAAGUGAUAAGCUUGGAACACCAUCAUCAGGAGGAGGAACAACGGGUCAAUCAUCAAUAAAUAAUGACGGUUCAUUAAAUAGUACAUCAACAAGUAAUCAGAACAACACGCAAGCUGCAGCUCAAAGCCAUUCAGCUGGACCAACAGCGAUCAGUACGCAAAUGAAUUCUAUGUCAAUAAGUGGAGCUGCUGCAGUGGCUAAGUGAUGUAAUAAUAAUAAUGGUAAGAGUAAAACUAAUAAAGUUGAAUGUUGUUGAUUCUGCUAAACUUUUCACAAACACCACACAACCAACACAUACAUAAAUAACACACAUACAUGAUAAGGAAAAUGUCAAAGAAAAGAAAAUAACAAUUGAAAUGUUAAAAAGAAGAAAAAUCAAAAACGAAUUUUUUUUUGUAAAUUUUAUUCUUCUUACACAUCUCCGCGAAUAUUUUUUUUUUGUUUACUGUAAUAACGAUAAAUAUCUACAAACAAGUGAUGGUGGCGGCUUUCCAUAAAUUAAAAAUAAAAACUUUUCUUCUUUAUGCAAUUUUCUUCUCCUGAGUUUUGCUAAACUUGAAUGCUUACUGAUGAUAAAAGAUGAUCAAUGACAACAGUUUGAUAGUAGAUAGUGGAAGAAUUUGUUUUUAAUUAUCGAUCGCUGACUCAUUUUUGUUUUGUUUCAAUGAUCGUGACUUUAAGAAAUUAAAAAAACAACCACAAUAAUCAGAAGUUUAGUUGAUCAAUGAAAAUAUUUAAUAACGAAAAAAUGAAAAUGAUAUCCACGAAGAACGUUGUAAUGAAGACCUCAUUAUUAAUAUGCUGUUUUAAUCGUUAUCACUUAAAGAUGAAAGCAGAAGUCACUAACUAGAUAUUAACACAAGAAAAUUUAUAUAAAAAAAAUGCAAAAAGAAGUUUAGAAUAUUUCUAAUAGAUAAACUGGCUCAACAUUUUGGUUCAUCUCAUGUCAUAUUUUUCAUUUGAAACAGCAGCCUAAGAGACAAAACAAAAAUACAUUUAAUAAACUUUAAUACAGAAUAUCACCGUAAAGACGAAAUAAGUAAAAUUAAAGUAAAAUUAUUGCAUUAUCAGGAAGAUAGAAAUUGCGAAAUGAAGUAAAACGCACUCAAGAAAAAAGAAGAAAAUAAAUCCUAACAAAUUGAAAGAUAAUUGUUUAAUUAGUAAAACAAAUUAAUACAGUGCAUCUGUUGAUAAGCAAGUGAUGUGAUGGUUACUUUGAAACUUCUCUCAGCUUCUUAUCACAACACUUGUUGACAAUGUACUGACAGUAUAGAGAUACAGUUUCUUAUCACACAUGGUAAUUAAUUUAACAAGGUAUGAGAAAGUACGUCAUCUGAUGAAAUGAAUAAUUGAAUGAUAAUUUGAGAGAGCCUUCGCAUACCCAAUUCCUUGUAGCUGUUAUUUUACUGUACAAAAAUUUUCUACUUUCACACGAUUUUUUCUCUCCUUCCCAACUCUUGCUAUCAAUGAUAUAAAUUUCGUUUUCAGUUAAUAAUCGAAGCUAUUAAGUUUUCCAAAUUAUCAUUCGAUAGAACUGCACUUUAUCAGACUUGAUCAUUCAUAAAGAUGAUGAUGAGGAUUAUAAAGAACAUGAAACCUAUGUUAUAUAAAUAACAAAAAAUCAAUAAAAUUAAGAAAUUAAAAUUAAAUAAUAAAGAUGAAGAAAUGAAAUACAAAUUGUAUCAAAUAAAUAAUUUAAAUGAGAAAACAAAAGUGUGAAGAGAAGAGAAACUUUUUUGCAUAAAAAAAUGAAAUGAAAUGGGAAGAAAAAAGAUGGCAAGAAGAAGGAAAAAUGAAACUGCAAAACUAGAUUAUUAAAUGUAAUAUUUUUAGAGAAUAAAAAUUGAUGAUGAAGAAAACAUGUGAAAGUUCUGUAUUAAAACCAUAAAACAAAACCAGUUGUGGAUGAUAUUUGAUAAAUAAAGAAAAAAAAUUAGAUGAAAACAUUAAUCCAGCAUGUAUGAAAAAUCCAUAAUAAGUAAAACUUAUGGGCGCUCAUCCACAUCCCUCCAUUGGAAUUUAUACGCAAAUUUAUCCUGAAGAAAGCUUGCGAAUUGUUUAAUUUCCUCAUGCACGCUAAUAAACAUACAUAAAUAUCUAAAUAAAAAGGAAAAAAAGCUUAAAAUUGGCAGAAUAAAAUUUCUUUACGUUACUUUAAACGCUUUUUAAUGUUAAAUAUGUUUGUUUAAAAAAAAAAAAUAUGAAAAUAGUCUUUCUAGUGACCAGCAAUAAAAUAAAAAAGAAUGCAAGCUCGUUGUUAUUUUUGUAGAAAGUGAAAGAAAAAAGAUGCUUCAGGAUAACAAAAAUUGUAAAGAAAAUUGUGAGAAUUUCAAGAUGGAAGCGAAGCCCAAAUAAAUAAAACGCUGACUAAAGAACGAAAGGAUUGAAUAACUAAUUAUGGCCAAACGAUGAUUCUAAGCGAAUAAAAAGGGAAAAUGAUUAGCUUUUUAUGAAUAGAAAAGCAUUAAAUACCAUCAACACUUGCUCUUCGUUAGGUUUUCCCUGAUAUUUAUCCAUUUCCAUUCUCCUUUCAUUCAUUCAGUGAGUUGCCUCGAUUGGUCUUAUGCAGGAAACUUUUUUGUAAAAUAAGAUAAAGAAAACUUAAAAGCUUCCUGUUGCUUCACAAUGGAUUCAACUCACAACUUUCGACCUUUAGAUCCCAUCAAGAUAAUUUUUUAAUUGUUUUUAAGUUAAUAGAACAUGUAAAUUUAUUAUAGAGAAGCAUGAAUGAAUUUAAUGAAGAGAAAUUGUCAUAUUCAGAUUGAAAAUUUAUAUGAAGUGACAAAUUAUGAUGAUGAAAAUGAAAAAAUAAAAGUUUAACACAAAAUUAUGAAUUUAAAUUCAAAGUCAAAGGUCGUCUAAUGUUAUGUCACAGUUGAGGUGAUGUCAGUUGACAAUCUUACUAAAUUAGCGUCUAAGUUUUAGACAACCAACAAAAAACUAAAAUUCGUCAACAAAAGUUUCUUCAUAAAGCUUUCAUUGUGACAUAAUGUGUUAACGUCCUUUCCAGUAGAAGAUAAACUUUAAUUUCUUUUUUUUUUGUUCAAUAUCUAUGAUUACAAAAAGAAAAAAAAGUUUAAACAGCGAAGG